CCGCGCUUGUAUUCGCUUGUGAGAGGCGAGCAAGAAAACGGGAGUAGGAGCAGCAGAGACGCCCCUCACAGCAGCGUCUCAACAGUUAAAUGCUAAUUUACCAGCCACCCCUGUGAGUACGCGCACACACGCACAUGGUAAGCUCAGUCUUCAUAAGCAGGCUGCCGCCGCUGGCACCUCGUUGUUCCUUCCCACUGAUCCUCCCGCUGCAGCGCAGAGCGGCUCGGAGAACAUGGCACUGGCCGACACGGAGCGCGCCGCGUCCGGCUGCGGGGACUCGGGCUCCCCGUUCUCGGAGAUCGUCGAGCUGAACGUCGGCGGGCAGGUGUACGUGACCAGGCACAAAACUCUGAUCGCCGUGCCGGACUCGCUCCUGUGGAACAUGUUCAGCAAGAAGUCCCCCAAGGAGCUGGCGAGAGACAGCAAGGGACGCUUCUUCUUGGACAGGGACGGCUUCUUGUUCCGAUACAUCCUCGACUACCUGAGAGACCUGAACUUGGUCCUUCCGGACUACUUCCCGGAAAAGAGCCGCCUGCAGAGGGAGGCGGACUUUUUUCUGCUGCGGGACCUGGCUAAGCGCCUCAGCCCGCGGGUGAGCAAGGACAACUCGAUCAGCGAGGAGAUCGGCCAGAGCGACACUGAGGACGGCGCGCAGUGCUCAUCCUCCUCCGGGGAGCCGUUGCGCGCCCUGUCCGCCGGCGCGGCCGUGCGCUCACCGUCCCUGGACUCCAGAAAGUCCGGGUACAUCACCGUGGGAUACCGCGGCUCCUACACGAUCGGCAGGGACAUCCAGACCGACGCCAAGUUCCGGAGGGUGGCGCGCAUCACCGUGUGCGGCAAGACCUCUCUGGCCAAAGAGGUGUUCGGGGAGACGCUGAACGAGAGCAGGGACCCGGACAGGCCCCCGGAGAGGUACACCUCCCGCUACUACCUGAAGUAUAAUUUUCUGGAGCAGGCGUUUGACAAGCUGACAGAGGCGGGCUUUCACAUGGUGGCCUGCAGCUCCACGGGAACCUGCGCCUACACCAGCAACGAUCCAAACGAGGACAAGAUCUGGACAAGCUACACCGAAUAUGUCUUCUGUCGGGAAUAAGCUCAUUCGUGCCAUUUCGAUGUAAAAAAAAUGUACAUAGAAAAACAAAAUCUAGAAAAGACUGUCUUUUCAAAAGUUCUUGUUUUGAAUCGUAGGGAACGAGAGACAGAGAGAAAACUGACAACUCGACUCGGAAAUAGAUUCUAGACGCGGUUCAUUUUGUCGGUGAAACUGAAUUUCACCGAGAAAAUCAAACUGAAUUUGUUAAUUGAGCAUCACAUGAACAGCUGUGUCUUCAAAGUAUGGGAGAAGGGAUGUAGGGGGUGUUAUCCUUAAAAAUGUUCAUUUUCCUGUGUGGGUGUUUAAUUUCUCACCUGAAGUCUGAGUGACAUGAUUCCAGGCCUUAACUUAGAAAUGACAAAGGUACUCCUGAUUCUUCAAAAAUGAAAAGCACAAGUUGUUACAUCUAAACAGAAAUGAACAAAUCUCUUUAUUUUUUGUCUUUGUUCCGUAAAUUGGAGAUUAUGGUUUAGCGUUUAAGAGGGGUUCCUGAUAUUAUUAUUAUUAUUUUUUAAAAUCAUUCCACUCCAAGUAAGAGCAAAUCCCUCCAAACUCAAUAUAACACACAGGUAUUGACUUAUUUAGUGCAGAAAUUCAACGUUAAAUUACGUUAAACUUUCUCUGCUAUUUUUCAUAGAACUGCAUAUUUAUAUGAUUGACCAGAUAAAAAUGUUACCAUUUUAAUUUUUUAUAUAUAUAAAUAAUGCAGCGGUAUUUAAUGUUUUCUCUUUCAUGUUGAAUCGAAUCUUCUCAAAAAUGUAAAGAUUACAAAUGUCUGUGUGUUCAAUUAGAUGAGAUGCAUCUGAUGUUGUGAACAUGUUGAAUGAGUCAACGGAUAAUCAAGAUUCACCUUGGACUUGAGGCAAGUAACGAGACUUUGACUAACCCCAUAACAACUUGCCUUGGACUUAAACAUUAACGAGUUCAGACUUAUGGCAAAAGAUUUGAGACUUGGAUUUUUUUUUGUGGCCUUUGUUGACAGAAGAUGGGAAAGAGGCCAGAGAGAAACGGGUAGCCAUGCAGCCAGUGACCAGGUAUUGAACUCAGGACAGCUGUGACGUGGAUUGUUACGUGGAGAACCUCCUCUAGUCAUUAACCCUUGAGAAUUGACUUGGACUUGUCCCUCAAGACUAGAUAUUACGUUGAAAUUGCUCUUAAAAACAAGGGCUCUUGACGUAGACUUAGUCUUUAGUAGCAUAAGAUGUUAUUUGGACUUGCCCCUGUAGGAUUUUGUCUCGGUGCUCAGUAACCUGAGGCUUGACUCGGACCUGCUCCUUAAAGACUUGAUACUUGACCAGGACUUGGAAGAAAUGACAUGUCACCAUCUCUGCCAUCUUUUGAGAACUUUCAGGAGGCGCCCCGGUGUUUGUGCUACCUGGUACGGGACAAGCAACCGCCAUCAUCUUCUUUGCCAUAUAGUCCCAGCUGACUUAACGCUGAGCUGAUUGAUGUCCAGGAGCUGACAAGCGGAGAUUAAUAUUCAGUGUCAAUGUACAUUCAGGGCUAACUCGUUUGCCCAAGUUUUGUAGUGUCUUCUAGCAGUUUCUACCGCUGCUGUGACCAUAAAUGUAUACGUGGAAUGUUGGCUAUAUUUGUUACAGUGUUCAGACCUAAAUAAAGCCUUCUUCUCUUUUACUCCAA
Poeciliopsis prolifica (blackstripe livebearer) is the source of this 2734-nucleotide messenger RNA. It is a transcript of the gene kctd12.1, whose product is annotated as potassium channel tetramerisation domain containing 12.1. The coding region runs from base 233 to 1093 and encodes 286 amino acids. Gene Ontology annotation, cellular component: postsynaptic membrane; presynaptic membrane. The record is from RefSeq and is a predicted model, not a curated record. Gene Ontology annotation, molecular function: protein binding. NCBI's taxonomy places the organism in Eukaryota, Metazoa, Chordata, Actinopteri, Cyprinodontiformes, Poeciliidae. The transcript has a single exon. Gene Ontology annotation, biological process: regulation of G protein-coupled receptor signaling pathway; protein homooligomerization.